AUGACAAGGAAGUUGAAUGGUGCUGGCUUGAGCAACACCAGAAAGCAUUUACCACCAUCAAACAGUACUUGGCCGAUGCUCCGAGCUCUGACAGAUACAGAAACCCGAUACGCACAAAUCGAAAAGGAGUUAUUAGCAAUUGUGUGGUCAGCCAACAAGUUCGACCAGUACAUACUGGGACGCGAUUGUGUGCAUAUCAAGUCUGACCAUGAACCACUGAAAGCGGUCUUCAACAAGCCAGUUCACAAGUCACCAAAAAGGCUUCAGAGGACGCUGAUGGCUCUACAGAACUAUUCUUUGGAUGUCCAAUACAAGAAAGGAGAACUCAUGUGGAUAUCCGAUGCCUUAAGUCGUGCCUACCGCAACACAACUGAGUUUGUAAAGCAUGACACAAGUCUUGUCUGCUCAAUUGAGGAAAUUGACCAUUCAGAGAACAUCUCUAUCGCCCCAUACCGAAUCGCCGAAUUCAGAUGCGAGACAGCAAAUGAUACCGUCAUGCAAAGUCUAAUUGCGUCAAUAAAGAGUGGAUGGGCGCCGUCAAAGAAACAGUGUGACCCGGUGCUUACACCGUACUAUGACAGGCGAAGUGAACUCGUGGAGGACAAAGGAUUAAUAUUCCUUGGGGAACGGCUGGUUGUACCUACAUCCCUGAGGAAAGAAAUGUUGAAGCAAAUUCACAGGUCGAAGGAUGUCUCCAUCGUGCCAGAAGUCUUGUACUGGCCACUCAUGAACACCGAAGUGAAAGAUUUUAUUUCCAAGUGCUCAAUCUGCCAAUCCCAUAAGCCUGAUCAGUGUCGUGAAGACAUGCAACCUUAUCCAGUACAGCCACACCCUUGGUCAAUGCUCGCUGCUGAUCUGUUAGAACUGGGACAACAGCAGUUCUUUCUAAUGGUGGACUAUUGGAGUGGGUUCUUUGAAGUACAAGAGGUAAAAGUGGCAACGUCCGCCAGUGUGAUAGCUGCAUGUAAAGUCCAGUUUUCACGACAUGGGAUACCCGACGUGCUAAUCACCGACAAUGGAUCCCAGUUUGCGUCAUCAGCUUUCACUGCAUUCGUGAGCGAGUGGCAGUUUGAACAUCGUACCUCCAGUCCUCGUUAUCCCCAAUCAAACGGCCAUGCAGAAAAUGCCGUGAAAACCUGCAAGAAUCUGAUGAAGAAAGCAAAGACAGAUGGACAGGACCCCUUGUUAGCCCUUCUGGAUUAG
Molecule: messenger RNA, 1203 nt
Organism: Orbicella faveolata
Lineage: Eukaryota; Metazoa; Cnidaria; Anthozoa; Scleractinia; Merulinidae
Source: RefSeq, a predicted model, not a curated record